AAUGCAAAGACACGGCGAGUUCCGGUUCACUAUAUAAACCACUCGCCAACCACGUCAAAACAAUCCUUCGUUUCUUCGGUUUAGCCCAUCGUGUGCAUCACCCAAAGUCCAUGGCUUCUCCCAAAGAAGGCAUCUUUGUGGCGCUCCAGCCACUACCUCCUCCACCGCCGCUGCGGCCUAAAAUGGGCAACGUCGCCGAGCCGGCGGCGGGUGGUGGCGUCCUCAAGUGCGCGUGUUUUCGACUGCCAAGCCGUUCCAAGAAGAAGCCGGUGCACCCGCCCGCGACGACGAAGCUCAGCAGUGCGAGCCGCAGGGGCGUGGCCGACGUGCCCGACGCGCUGCCGGCGUCCCACUCCCAGCGCGUCACCUUCCUGGCGUCGGCGUCUCUCUCCACUUGGUGGCCGUCGUCGCCGUCCGCUGCCGCCGCGGGCCCCGUUCCCGCUUCUGGAGGUGGGAACGUCGCGCCGAGGAGGGCGUCGACGUCGUCGUCGGCGCCGCGGAACGCCGGCGUCCCGAGAGCGUCGUCCUCGUCCUUCUCGUACUGGCGCCGAUCGCUGUCGUCCCGGGUCAUGCCGCAAGGCGCGCGCGCGUCCUUCUCCUUCCCCACGUCGCCGGCGUCCGCGUCGUCCAGCUGCAUGAGCACGCCCAAGAUACCGCACGGGUGCCACCGGCAGUAGCUGGUGCUCGAUCGCCGCCUCAUGAAAAUCUGGAUGUUGCGUGUACUUGUGUUUGGUUAGUCUCAAAUGUCGAUGUGCGUCGUGCGUGACAGCGUGAGUUUUUUUCUUCCUUAAUAUCGUCAUCAACCUAUUAUCUUUAAAACUAGGUUCUUUCUUGCUGUCGUU
Molecule: messenger RNA, 842 nt
Organism: Phragmites australis (common reed)
Lineage: Eukaryota; Viridiplantae; Streptophyta; Magnoliopsida; Poales; Poaceae
Exons: 1
Coding region: 111-677 (188 amino acids)
Source: RefSeq, a predicted model, not a curated record